AUGGUACUCUCAUUUAUUCUGGUGCAGAAUCGCCAGGGGAAGACGCGGCUCGCGAAAUGGUAUGCGCCGUAUAGCGAUGAAGAAAAGGUCAAGCUAAAGGGCGAGGUCCAUCGCCUGGUCGCCCCGCGAGACCAGAAAUACCAGUCCAAUUUCGUCGAGUUCAAGAGGAGUACCAAGGUCGUCUACCGGAGAUAUGCGGGGUUAUUCUUCUGCGCCUGCGUCGAUGCAACCGACAACGAAUUGGCCUACCUCGAGGCGAUCCAUUUCUUCGUCGAGGUGUUGGAUCAGUUCUUUGGGAACGUCUGUGAGUUGGACUUGGUGUUCAACUUCUACAAGGUAUACGCCAUUCUGGACGAGGUGUUCCUUGCAGGUGAAAUUGAAGAAACAAGCAAGCAAGUCGUAUUGACAAGGUUGGAACACUUGGAUAAGCUGGAAUGA
Messenger RNA from Aspergillus luchuensis, 438 nucleotides. It is a transcript of the gene APS2, whose product is annotated as AP-2 complex subunit sigma. The coding region runs from base 1 to 438 and encodes 145 amino acids. NCBI's taxonomy places the organism in Eukaryota, Fungi, Ascomycota, Eurotiomycetes, Eurotiales, Aspergillaceae. The record is from RefSeq and is a predicted model, not a curated record. Gene Ontology annotation, molecular function: clathrin-cargo adaptor activity. Gene Ontology annotation, biological process: clathrin-dependent endocytosis; protein transport. Gene Ontology annotation, cellular component: intracellular membrane-bounded organelle; AP-2 adaptor complex. The transcript has 5 exons.